Messenger RNA from Hippocampus zosterae (dwarf seahorse), 1275 nucleotides. Its product is annotated as gastrula zinc finger protein XlCGF57.1-like. The record is from RefSeq and is a predicted model, not a curated record. Lineage: Eukaryota; Metazoa; Chordata; Actinopteri; Syngnathiformes; Syngnathidae. The coding region runs from base 510 to 1232 and encodes 240 amino acids. The transcript has a single exon.
ACUGUUUUAAUUUCUGUCUUUUGUGUCCUGCAGACGUCAGUGAGCGUCUUUGUUGUGAGCAACACGAGGCAGAGGCCCCUCACAUUCAAGCGGAGGAAGAAGAGCGGCCCGACUUUAAAGAGGAAGAGGAGACAGAGACCAUUUUUGUUAAAGAGGAAGAUGAAGCACAGGGCCCCCAUGUUAAAGAGGAGGAGGAGCUCAAUAUCACCAAAUGGCCUUUGAGUUUUGCCCCUUUGAAGUGUGAAGAUGAAGACGAAGAAGGUGAGUGUGAGGAGGACAGAGGGUCAGCGCCUUCAAAGAACAGCUCAACAAAAGCUGAUGCAGACCAACGUGGACCAACACAAGCACAUCGUGAAGACACAUCACCACAUUUCCAUGAUGAUGAUGAAGAUAAUGAUGAUGAUUAUGGAGAGUCUGAAAGUGGCACGUCAUGUCACACUGACAACAAAUGCUGGCAAUGUGCUCAGUGUGGGAAAACAUUUUGUUCCAAGGGGAAUUUGAAUGUUCACAUGAGAAAACACUCCGGGGACAAACCUUUCACUUGCAUGGUUUGCGGUCAAAGCUUCACUGAGAGAGGCACUUUGACAGUACACACGAGAACGCACACUGGGGAGAAACCAUUUGCCUGCUCGUUUUGCAAUGAAAGCUUCUCUGUAAAGGCAAGUUUAACCCGGCACACAAGAACGCACACUGGAGAGAAACCAUUUGUGUGCUCAGUGUGUGGUAAAAGCUUCAUCGAAAAGGGGACUUUGAUCAAACACACGAGGACACACACAGGGGAGAAAAGCUUCGUCUGCUCAGUUUGUGGGAAAUGUUUCUCAGAGAAAGGGACUUUGAGAAAACACACAAGGAUACACACUGGAGAGAAAGCCUUUGCUUGCUUAGUUUGCGGUCAAAGCUUCACUGUCAAGACAAGUUUGACUAGGCAUACAAAAACGCACACCGGAGAGAAACCUUUUACCUGCUCAAUUUGUGGCAAAAGCUUUGCUGCAAAGUCGUGUUUGGCGAGGCACACCAGAAUACACACAGGAGAGAAACCUUUUGUCUGCUCAGUUUGUGGGAAAAGCUUUGCUCAAAAACCAAAUUUAACAGUACACAAGAGAAUACACACACGAGAUAAAGCUUUUGCCUGCUUAGUUUGGGGUCAAAGCUUUGCAAAAAAGGCAGCGUUAACAAGACACAAAAGAAGACACGCCAGGGAGGAAAAAUAUGACUUGUCGAGCGUCUGCUGAAGGCAGGCAAGCAUGCUGCUGAGAAGGGCGGAGGCCAAAGAAG